AAAUAUUUUGGGAUAUAUUUUUUUAUCUACAUUUUAUUUAGUUCCUAUAUUUCUAGAUAGUUUUGUUUUUUGAAUUUUCUUGUGGAUUAAAGUAAAAUUUUGAACUUUGACGGAUGCGACGUUAAAUUAAUUUCGGUUUUGCGGAAAGAACUUUGCUUUUUUCGGAAAAAAUUGUUGCUUUUUGGUUUUGAUUUAUUUUUGUUUGUUUUUUGAUUUUAUUGUUGGCUGAUUUUUUGCGCGAAAGUGGCGCUUUUCUAUAGAUAAAGAGAGCGGUACGGAGUGCGGUAAUUAGCUUGCCACGAUACGGUGCGAUAAAGUGUCAAUCUUUUCGGUAUUUUUUCGUCUUCUUCUGGCUGUGUGUUUUUUUUUUUUAAUUUUAAGUUUGUAUAUUUUUUCCUUGUCUUUUUUUGUAUAUUUUUCGUUUUUUUUUGUAUAAUUUGUUUAAAGAGACCGAGAGAGUUUUGUUUUUCGUCGUCGUCGUCUUCUGAUAUUAUACCUAGUGAUUUUUUGGUCGCAAAAUAUUCGUAGUCGUUGUCGUCGUCGUCGUAGUUGUUGGUAUCAUAUUUUUUUGUUAACGUUGUGCAUUUUGUUUAAUUUAACAAAACAACACAAUAAAUAAAAAAUAUAAUAAAAGAAAAAAUGUAUAUAUACAUAUACACUUCGAUAUGUUAAAUGAAUGUGUGUAUAUUUUGUUUGUGUGUUUUUGUGUAACAAUAAAAAAUAAAACACAUGUGCGUUAUGAUUACGUUUGCUAAUCAAGGUCUUUUUCCCUGUUUUUUUUUCUAGUUUUGAAAAUGUAACAAAUUCUUUUUUAAAGUGCGAUUUUUUCCCAAAAAUAAAAAUAUAAAUUUAAAUACAGUGUACCUACAUAAUUCCCAAAAGAAAUAUAAAAAAGAUCUAAUUAAAAAAUAUCAAAAAACAAAAGAAUAUAUAUAGAAAUGUUUUAUGUACAAAAAAAUCAACAACGUCAUAAAUUUAAACUCAUUAGUUAUGAAUUAUUAUCUUAAUUAGAAACCAACAAAAUCUACUAUCUAAACAAUAAAUCUACCUUAUUAAUAAAAAAACCGGCUUGUACCGUCCCAGCUUUAUCGACGAAUUUCUUUAAACAAAAUAAAAAUACCAAGUAUACACCAAACAAAAAGAAAAAAUAAUUAUGACCAAAAAUCUUAAGAUAAAAUAGUUUUAAUUAUAAACAAAACAAGAGAAUAAAUAUAAAUAAAAAAGUUUUUAAUGAUGUCAAACAAAUUAUGUGAAUUAAAUUAUUUUAAAUGUGUGGAUGUGAAUUAGAUAAAUUUACAUAGAACUUUUUUUCAUAUAUAAGAAAAAAACAAAAAAUUGAGUGUGAUUUUAAAUAAAUACAUUUUUUAAUAAAUUUAAAUAUAUUUCCAUGUGUAAGAAAGUAAAUAGGAGUGUGUGUUAAAAAAAAAUAUAAUGUGUUUUAAAUAAACUAAGUGUUAAAAAUUAAAAAAUAUAUAUGUAUAAAUGUUUCAUAAUUUUAAAAAUAAAAUUCGUUGUAACAAGAAAAUGAGUGCAUUAAAACGUAAUUAUUACCAAAAAAUUGUGAUGAUGAUGAUUUUCUUAUAAGAAAAUAUAAAAAUCAACAGCAACAAAAGAGUUUCAAAUUCAAUUCCUUUUUAUUUUUUAAUAAAAAUCCAAAAAAAACCAACGUAAAACUUAAAACUAAGCACAAGCAUUUAUUUAAGCUUAAUAAAAUAAAAUUAUUCAACACAUCAACAACUGGUUUCAAAAAUAUAUACCUUAACUUUUUAAUGUUUAAAAUAAAAGAAAUAUUUAUUAAUUAUAUACAAAUAAAAUAAAUAUUCAUUAAAGAAAUUUAUACAAACAAAUAAAAUAAAUAUUCUAUGCAAAAUUAGAACCAAAAAAAAAACUAAAACAAUAGCAAAAAUAGUUUUUGUUUUUUGUUAACAAAAUGAAAGCUGAAAAAUAAAAUCCAAAAUUCAGGAAUAAAUAAAAAUUAAUACAAAAUAAAAAAAUAUAAAACAAAAAAACCAAAAAAAGGACACAAAAUAAAUAAUAAAAAAGAAAAAAACUGUACAAAAAAUAAAAACCUCAACCCAUCAAUUUAAAAACUAAAACCAAUUUUGAUUAAAAAAACAAAACAAAAAACAUUUGAUAAAAAAAAAAACACUUCAAUGGAACUACAUAAGACUUUUUACAAUGAAUACAUCGAAUUUUCGUCCUGCAACUCCAAGUGGUGACUUAAUUGAGUUACAACCAAAUAAUUUAAAUAAAACUGCUGAUGGUGACAGCAGCAAUAAUCUGCAGCAGCACACACACUUGUCAGCAGCAUCAAUAGAAGCAGCAGCCGAAAUAAACCAAAACUAUAGUGAUUUGUAUGGUGAUGAACAAUUGAUCGCUGCCAAAUUAGAACCCCAACAAUCGGCGGCGAGUGAGUGUGAUUUCUCUGAUUCGGAAUAUUUGCCAAACAAUCCGUAUUAUCCGUGUGGCGGUGGCAACGAUAGUGAUAUCGGUGCAUCGGGUGGUGCUAUAAGCGACAUUGACGACGACGAAUUUCUCGAUAAUCCUUUUGACAAAUCACAAAACUACAAUAAUAAAAUGGCAACUGCAUUGCAUCCACGUUUAUUUGAUAUGUCCACAUACCACCAGCAUCAGCAGCAUCAACUCCAACAACAGCAUCCUCAUCAUCAGCAUCCAUCCAUGCAUCCGGCCCAAUCGAUGAAUCCUUAUAGCUAUGCAUUGCGACCACCGUCAUCGUCCGAGAUGCACUAUUCGUAUAAUUAUCUGCCAUCGAACAAUCGAAGGAAUCUUAUGGGACCACCUGUGGGCUAUAAUCAGCAUCAGGCGCACCAUGCCACUGGAUCGGGCUUCCCACCGAAUUUCUGGUAUCCAAAUACGUCUCACGGGUUUUAUUCGUCGUCGUCGCCGAAUGCGCUGGCAGCGGGGGCGUCACAUCUUCAUGGCCAUCAUCUAGGACACUACCCACCGCCACAACAACCAACGCCCCAGGCACACCACUACGGGACACAUCCCAAUCAUAUGCAUUUGCAUCAUCAUAAUCAUCAUCAUCAUCUGCAAUCCGAUUCCAUGUGCCGGGGACAUCAUGACCAAUUGAUCGAUAUGUUGCAGUUGUCUAACAGUGGUCGAGAAGCGAGAAAUCGAGCAGAAAAAAAUCGUCGUGACAAAUUAAAUGGAUCAAUUCAAGAACUCUCAGCAAUGGUACCACAUGUUGCUGAAUCACCACGUCGAGUUGAUAAAACCGCAAUUUUAAGAUUUUCAGCACAUGGUCUCAGAGUUCAUUAUGUUUUUGGACAGUCAAUCAAAGAACCACCUGAAAGAAAGCCGCAAUUAACAGAAGCACUUAUGAAACUGCUCGAUAGUUUUCACAUAACCAUAACGUGCCACGGACAAAUUGUGCUAAUAUCGGCAACUGUCGAACAACAUCUGGGCCAUUGUCAGACUGAUUUGUAUGGACAGAAUAUACUGAACAUCACGCAUCCAGAUGACCAAGCGAUGUUGCGGCGUCAAUUGAUACCAACAGAUUUGGAAAAUUUAUUUGAUGUUCAGCCGGAAGAUGAAAAUGGUGAACCAAGGCCGAGGACGAGUGAGGAGGAGGAGAUGAUCGAUAGGCAGUUGAAAGCUGACACAAGGAGUUUUACUAUAAGAUUGGCACGAGCUGGUCCCCGCACCGAGCCGACAACCUAUGAAGUUGUACGUAUCGAUGGUUGUUUCCGACGGGCAGACGCAGCGCCACGUGGUGUAAAAUGUAGUAAUUUUCCAUCUGGCUUGCAGCUGAUACGAAGGGCUAGAGGGCGAGACGACAACAUACCUCUUCACAGUAUUAGUGGCAAUGAUAUUGUCCUUGUUGGAAUGGUGCGAUUGAUACGUCCACCAAAACUAAACACCCGCAUUAUGGAGGCGAAUUCGUUUGAAUAUCAAACCCGCCAUCUUAUCGAUGGACGCAUCAUUGACUGUGAUCAAAGGAUUGGCCUUGUGGCUGGCUAUAUGAAGGGUGAAGUGACUGGAUUAAGUCCGUUCACUUUUAUGCAUCAGGACGACGUGCGAUGGGUUAUUGUGGCGUUAAGACAGAUGUACGAUUGCAAGAGUGACUAUGGGGAAUCCUGCUAUCGCCUCCUCACUCGCAACAACCGAUUCAUCUAUCUUCAAACUAAAGGCUUCUUAGAAAUAGACAAAGAAACAAAUAAGGUUCAUUCGUUUGUGUGCAUCAAUACACUGGUCAGCGACGAGGAGGGACGACGUCGUGUCCAAGAAAUGAAAAACAAAUUCUCUCUCAUCAUCAAUACGAAAAUCCCUCUCUCAUCGUCGCUGGACAUACCCGCCUCUGAAAAUCCCCAACAAUUGGAAAAGGCAGUCCUGUGUCUAAUUCAGAAUCUGCAAAAAAAUGGCGAUGACGAUGAGAAUGAUGCCUCAACAUCAAACACCCAUCAUCAUGACUCCCACAAAGAUUCUAGUCAAAUAGCAAGUGGCAUGAGUCCGGCAGCGGUGAGAGCUGCUUCCAGUUGUUCGAUACGUUCAACGAAAACUCCGCCACUUGCACUGAUCCCACCCGAAGCAGAAACAGUCAAGUCAUCGAUAUCGAAGAGUGUGGAUGUAGUGGCGAAGAACAUCCGCAGUGCUCGGAGUAUGCAAAGCCCGCAAUCGUGUGGAGCGGCCUCACCCAUGUCACCUGUUGUCAAUCGGGAUGAAACGUCGAGUGAUUCGACUAGCACCAAUGGCUCGGGAGUGCAAAAUCGUCCGUCUGUCCUUCAACGCAUUAGCAGUGUGAAACACGACGAACCACCAUCGACCACUGUCAAAGUCAAGGAAGAAUGCUUCCACAGUCCACAGAGUCGGGUGCCGCCCUUACCAAAUAGCACUUGCAACUGCUUCUACGAAACAGGCGGUCCUCGGAAUGACUGCAUCUCGUGUCAGGAAUUCGCUCUUAUCACCUCACCACCACCCACAGCAGAAGUUCCACUGCCGCGGCAAUUUCGGUCGCCGAGUUCGUCUUCGGUGUUAAAACGUACACAUUCUGAAAGUUCGUCCGAUGGUAGAUUGUCUCCGUUGGCCGAUGCCGAAGACCAAAAUCAGCGGACAACAGAAUCUCCAAAGAGAAGAUUAAUUUACAAUGAGACCGCUGGCAAAGAAAUACGCCAGGUGAUCUCAAAUUCCUUUCAACAAAUAAAUCGUUCCCUUAAUCAUAUAGAGAGUGCCACGACGGAGCUAAGGGGUCAGUGCAAUAAUUUUACCCUACCAAAUACCGAUUUAAAGCUGAAUGAAAUUUUUGAAGAGCACCAACGUCAGCAAAAAAUGUUGGUCAGCAUCAAGAGCGAAUUCGAAGCAAAUUUGCAAAGUACACCGUUCAUAGAUAGCCCUGUAAUCGUUGACCAAUCCCUGGCGCUAACUCGUCCUGUUGAAGAGAGUUUCUCUCCCAAAAACGACCUUAAGCCCAGAUAGGGAAAGGAUCCGAGCAUAAGUAGCUCAACAUCAUCAGCAACGGAACCGGAGUCCUAAGAGAAUAAGAGUGAGAGAAAGAAAGAGAAAAGAGGAAAAUAAGAGCUAAAGAUAUUUUUAACAAUUUUUUUUACCAACGAUAUACAAUUAAUAUAAACAAAUAUUUUUAAAAAAUAAACAGAGCUCGAACAGAUGAAGAUAUUGCAUAAAAACAGAGCGAGUGAAAUGCAGAAAGUAUAAUUAAACUUUGUAGAAAACAUUAAAAUUAUUGUUUUGUUGUGUUUUUUUUUUGUAUAGAAAAUCUGUUAGAAAAUAUUUUUUAUUUAAAUUGUAAAUAAAUAAAAUUUAAUAUAAAUAUAUACAAUUUUUUUUGUUAAGUUUGUAAUUUCGUCCUUGUUGUUCAGUCUGUUAUAAAGUGUAAUUAAAAAAAGAAUAAUUAUUGUUAUAUAUUUAAUUAUUUUAAAUAUUGGAUUUAAUUUUAAUUGUGGUUGGAGAGAAAUUCAAUUAUUAUGUUUGUAACUUAACAAAAAACAGCAGAUAUACAUAACUUACAAACAAUUUAAAAAACAGCGCGGGGUGGUAAUGCUUGUUAUACCUUUUAUCUUACUUUAUACUCCACAACAAUCCGGCAGCAAUGGUUAUCACUUGAAUGGUAACUCACCAGUGAUUUUAUCACAAACAAAAUAUCUUAACAAAAUCCUUAAAAUACAAAAAUUCCUCAUACUUCACUCUGUACAUUUUUGCACUCAUCGAUAAAUAUUUACCUAGUAUUUAAAAAUAAACUAAAUAAAAAAACAAGCAACACAAAUAUUAUAUGUAAUAAAUGAUAUACUAAAUAAACUCAAACAGAUAUAACAGGACGACAGGAUUUACCGCUUAUUUAAAAGAAAAGAAAAAAAAACAGUAAAUAAAACUACAAAAUAUUUCUAAUAAUUAAUUUUUAAUUAAUCGCUUAAGCGAAAGAUUUAAUUUUCUAAAAACACAUAAACAAAUACAAAAAAGAGAAACGAUUUAGGGUUAAUUUAUGAAGAUGAGUAGAAAAAAGAAAGUGAUAUAAGACUGUUCAAGAAUAAACAAAAGAUAUAAAUUAAAUAAUUAACAAAACAUAAAAUAGGAAUACCUAAAUUUUAAGAAAAAAAAAAUAAUGAAACAACAGAAAAUAAUUUAAGAAAUUAAGAAACAAAAAAAAUGUUUAUAAUUUUACAUUUUUUGUCAUGGAAAUAGUUUUUAAAAUAAAUUAAUACAAAUAUAUUACAAUAAGUACCUACCUACCAACUAUGAUAAUGUUUAUAGUCUUUUAUUUAAAAAUGAAAAAUAAGAAUAAAGAGAAUCAAAAAUAAUAACCAGGGCAUAUUUAAGUGAAUGGAAUGAAUUAAAGAAAAAAAAAAACGGUUUUUAAAAAUACAUAGAUUUAAAUUUAUAUGACCUACAAAAACAAAAAAAAGGAAUAAUAUAUAAAGAAAUAUAUUAUAAUUAUUUAUACAAUAUAAGUUUUGAGCUACUAAAACAAUUAUUAUUGUAACUACAUAUUCUAUAUACAUAUUUCAACAUAAAGCUACAUAAAUAAAUGGUUUACACGUAAGAAACAACAAAAUAAAAACAAGCAAAAAAAAGUAAUAAUUAUAUUAUUGAGAAUCUUGAAUGUGUUUUUCAAAAACAAGAAUAACCAACAAAAUAAACCAAACAGAAACGACAGAAAAGAAAUAAAAAGAAUAUAUAAUAAUAAAAAAAAUAAA
Eupeodes corollae is the source of this 7169-nucleotide messenger RNA. Its product is annotated as neuronal PAS domain-containing protein 2-like. The record is from RefSeq and is a predicted model, not a curated record. The transcript is spliced from 10 exons. NCBI's taxonomy places the organism in Eukaryota, Metazoa, Arthropoda, Insecta, Diptera, Syrphidae. Gene Ontology annotation, biological process: regulation of transcription by RNA polymerase II. Bases 2179 to 5436 code for a protein of 1085 amino acids. Gene Ontology annotation, molecular function: DNA-binding transcription factor activity, RNA polymerase II-specific; protein dimerization activity; RNA polymerase II cis-regulatory region sequence-specific DNA binding. Gene Ontology annotation, cellular component: aryl hydrocarbon receptor complex; cytoplasm; transcription regulator complex.